CGUCAUCAGAGAACCCACACAGGGGAAAAAACUUUUGAAUGCUCAGUAUGUGGAAAGAGAUUCAUUCAGAGUAGCGAUCUUAAAAAGCAUCAGAGAACUCACACAGGGGAGAAACCUUUUGAAUGCUCAGUGUGUCGAAAGAAAUUCAGUGAGAGUGGUACUCUUCGACAUCAUCAGAGAACCCACACAGGGGAGAAACCUUUUGAAUGCUCAGAGUGUGGAAAGAGAUUCAGUGAGAGUGGCAGUCUUCAACUUCAUCAGAGAACCCACACAGGGGAGAAACCUUUUGAAUGCUCAGAGUGUGGAAAGAGAUUCAGUCAGAGUGGCCAUCUUCAACGUCAUCAGAGAACCCACACAGGGGAGAAACCUUUUGAAUGCUCAGAGUGUGGAAAGAGAUUCAGUCGGAGUGGCAGUCUUCAACGUCAUCAGAGAACCCACACAGGGGAGAAACCUUUUGAAUGCUCAGAGUGUGGAAAGAGAUUCAGUGAGAGUGGCAGUCUUCAACUUCAUCAGAGAACCCACACAGGGGAGAAACAUUUUGAAUGCUCAGAGUGUGGAAAGAGAUUCAGUCGGAGUGGCCAUCUUCAGCUUCAUCAGAGAACCCACACAGGGGAGAAACCUUUUGAAUGCUCAGAGUGUGGAAAGAGAUUCAUUGAGAGAGGCCAUCUUCAACGUCAUCAGAGAACCCACACAGGGAAGAAACCUUUAGAAUGCUCAGAGUGUGGAAAGAGAUUCAGUCAGAGUGGCACUCUUCAACAUCAUCAGAGAACCAACACAGGUGAGAAUCCUUUUGAAUGCUCAGAGUGUGGAAAGAAAUUCAGUCGGAGUGGCAGUUUUCAACGUCAUCAGAGAACCCACACAGGGGAGAAACCUUUUGAAUGCUCAGAGUGUGGAAAGAGAUUCAGUCAGAGUGGCCAUCUUCAAUAUCAUCAGAGAACCCACACAGAGGAGAAACCUUUUGAAUGUUCAGAGUGUGGAAAGAGAUUCAGUCGGAGUGGCAGUCUUCAGCUUCAUCAGAGAACCCACACAGGGGAGAAACCUUUUGAAUGCUCAGAGUGUGGAAAGAGAUUCAGUCAGAAUGGCACUCUUCAACUUCAUCAGAGAACCCACACAGGGGAGAAACCUUUUGAAUGCUCAGAGUGUGGAAAGAGAUUCAGUCAGAGUGGCAAUCUUCAAUAUCAUCGUAGAACUCACACAGGGGAGAAACCUUUUGAAUGCCCAGAGUGUGGAAAGAGAUUCAGUCGGAGCGGCAGUCUUCAACUUCAUCAGAGAACCCACACAGGGGAGAAACCUUUUGAGUGCUCAGAGUGUGGAAAUAGAUUCAUUGAGAGUAACACUCUUCAAAAGCACCAAAGAACCCACACAGGGGAGAAACCUUUUGAGUGCUCAGAGUGUGGAAAAAGAUUCAGUCAGAGUGGUCAUCUUCAACAUCAUAAGAGAACCCACACAGGGGAUAAACCUUUUAAAUGCUCAGAGUGUGGAAAGAGAUUCAGUCAGAGUGACCAUCUUCAAUGUCAUCAGAGAACCCACACAGGGGAGAAACCUUUUGAAUACUCAGAGUGUGGAAAAAGAUUCACUCGGAGUGGCAGUCUUCAAAGUCAUCAGAGAACCCACACAGGGGAGAAACCUUUCGAGUGCUCAGAGUGUGGAAAGAGAUUCAGUGAGAGGAGGAAUCUUCAACAGCAUCAGAGAAUACACAGAGGGAAUGACCGCACUCCCCGCACUUUGAAUUUCCUGAUAAGCCAUUUGUCUAUCACCCUCCGUUACUGCAAUGGCAGCUCUCAACCUGUAGGUUCCAAGGAGGGUAGGGGAGCAGGCAAUGGGAGAACAGUAAUGCAUCGGAGAAUCUAA
Molecule: messenger RNA, 1851 nt
Organism: Heteronotia binoei (common prickly gecko)
Lineage: Eukaryota; Metazoa; Chordata; Lepidosauria; Squamata; Gekkonidae
Product: gastrula zinc finger protein XlCGF57.1-like
Exons: 2
Biological process (GO): regulation of transcription by RNA polymerase II; central nervous system development
Cellular component (GO): nucleus
Molecular function (GO): DNA-binding transcription factor activity, RNA polymerase II-specific; RNA polymerase II cis-regulatory region sequence-specific DNA binding
Source: RefSeq, a predicted model, not a curated record